Molecule: messenger RNA, 1535 nt
Organism: Pungitius pungitius (ninespine stickleback)
Lineage: Eukaryota; Metazoa; Chordata; Actinopteri; Perciformes; Gasterosteidae
Exons: 3
Coding region: 125-949 (274 amino acids)
Source: RefSeq, a predicted model, not a curated record
CAGUAAAGAUUAAGGCGGAUGUGUGUCGCCUCCGUUCUGUGACACAGGAAAUGUAAAUACCUGAUGUAGAGGUGGAGGAACAGCGGCAGAGACAAGCACAGUUGGUGUAGAGCCAAAGACGAACAUGAUGUCCAGCCUGAUGAGAUUUCUGCUAGUGAGUCUUCUUCCGACAGGCAUGGGCGGCACGUUGUUGUACAGCAAACUUGGAGGCGACGUCCUCCUGCCGUGUUUCAGCCCUGUCCCCCUAAACUGCUCCUCGAUCAGCUGGACCUUCUACCAAGGCGGCCGCGUGGAGUUUGCAGUGCUGGUCAGGGAGGGGGGCGUGAGGGCGGACUCCGACAAGUCCAUCCGCUUGACCCUCGCGUCGAACUGCUCCCUCGCCGUGCGCGACCUCGUCGUCGACGACGCCGGCUCCUACCACUGCAUGGAGCACCAGCAAUCCAUCACUGCCGUUUACUUGUCUCUCCUCGCCAUUACCUCGUCGUCCACCGUGACCGAGCUGCAGCCCGGCGGACGCCUCGCCCUCAGCUGCACCGUAUUUACCUACUACGACACCGGCCUGUGCGCGGGACGGUCCGAAGCGUUCAACAUCACCUGGGCGGCCGAGGACGGCGUUACGCUGCGCAACGACACCAGGCAAGAGCUGAUCUUCAGCACCAGCUGCAGCCUCACUCUGGUCACAAAGCUCAGGAGGGAAGACCACAACAGGAAGUUUAGGUGUCAGGUGAGCGACCAAAAGAACAGCACAGCGGCAUUUCUGGACUUCACUUCUGCUUUCUUGUUCCAAACUACUCCAACCGCAGAGAAUCCAGUUCAGCUCCCCAUUAGCCGCAUCAUACUCUGUGUGGCUCUGCCGGUCAUGGUGCUCAUAGUGGGGUUCUUCACAUGGAGAGAGGACCGUAAAAGGGCCAAAGCAUCAGCUGGCAUGAAGCUGCAAGAAAUUAACUGACUGUUCAUCACUGCUCUACACAUAUGUGUAAUUUUUUACUUCUGGCUUUGAUCUUGAUUUUUCUAAUUUUGCAUGCCUCAAAUCUACAUGCAUCACAUGCUUAUGUGUUGGAAUCUGGAUUUUUACAGUUAUUUUAGCUUCAUGUAAAAAAAUAUAAGGCCUAACAAUAACAGUAGGGAAAUGGUGUGUAAUUCUAAAACCAAACGUGUUUUCACUCUUUUUUCAUUUGCUAUAUAUUUUAGAACCCAGAAACCACUUUGGCAUGCAAUUUGGUAGGCUUUUAUUAUCCCCCAUACCAAGAUGGACUGACCCAACCUGCCAACACCUGUCAGUGCAGCCUUGAAAAACAUACACAAAAAAGAGUUGUGUUUGAUGCGAAACAGCAAUGCCUCUAUAGGGCGUUAUUAAUAGAUAGCUCGGAGAGAUCUGACCAGAGCAAGUUAAUUAUAUACUUUUGGAAUAUACAUUUUGAUUACCUUUGCCUCAGUCACGACCAUUUUAGCAGAUAAUAGUUAUUAUCAAAAGACAAAAUUCCUAGUGCAUUAUGUUUGUAAAUACAUAUAUGUGAAAAUAUGUUAUCCAUGCU